AUGACCGACACGGCAUCCGACCGGCAGUGUGGGGUUUCUUUGGAGCUGGGGAACGCCGUUUUAGACCAAAAGAGCGAGAAUGAUGAGGUGGCGAAGAAGCAGGGCAAGAAAGACAAAGGCAAACGCAGGAAUCGCAAAGAAGAGAUGUCUCCUGAGCAUGUAGCAAAGGUCAGAGCAGAAAGAGAAGCAGCUCGCAAAGCUAAGAGAGAGGCAUUGAUCGCGAAGGGUAUGGAUCCCGAUUAUCCCCCAGAACUGCAAUUUAUUAGGAGACCCAUGCUUACCUUGCACGACGGGGAACCUACAAAGGGUUUUACGUUCAGGCUAAUGACUUACAAUUGCCUGGCACAGGCUCUGAUCAGAAGGAAAUUGUUUCCGGACAGCGGCGAUGCUUUAAAAUGGUUCCGCCGCUCUAAGGUGCUUCGGCACGAGUUUGAAGUGUACCGUCCAGACGUGCUAUGUCUCCAGGAAAUCGACUACAUACAGUACCAACAGUUCUGGAAGGAGGAAUUGGGCAAGUUGGGGUAUGAUACACAGUUCUACAAGCAGCCGACGAAAAACCACGGUGUUUCUAUUGCAUGGCAGCGCGACCUCUUUCAAAUGACCGAUCGGAUGCUGAUUGAUUUUGACAAUGAAAGGUCUGGCAACAUAAAGCGAAGAACCCUAACGCAUAAUAGUGGAUUAAUCCUUUCUUUGAGAUUUACUGACAAGGUUAAGCAGAAGUAUCCGCAUAACACAAAGUGCGGCAUCUUGAUCGGGACGAGCCACUUGUUUUGGCAUCCUUUCGGAACAUAUGAAAGAACACGCCAAUGUUACGUGGUGUUGAAUAAAGUGAAGGAGUUCAUGAAGAGGGUGAAUGUCCUGCAGAAUGGCAACGACGGCAAUCUGACGCAGUGGGUUCCUCUUUUCUGUGGGGAUUUCAAUUCCCAGCCCUUUGAUACGCCAUAUCUAUCGAUGACAUCCAAACCCGUGGAAUAUAAAGGCAGGGCAAGGACAGUAAUAGAAUGCAGUACAUCUUAUACAUUCUCAAAGCUGAGAAACGGGGAGGAAGAAGCUGAUGAUGAAGAAGGUGGUAACAUUGAGAAGUUCGGCAAAGAUCAGCCACAAACACCCGUACCUGAGACAUUUACUGCGAACGCUGAGCAAUCGCGUCUUGUUCAUGAAAUGCAAUCCCUACAUAAUUCCCUCGAUAUGAGGGCGAUUUCCCUAUAUUCGGUUGCCUACAAUAAAGUCCAUCCUGACAAUGCAGGCUUAGACAACAAGCGCGGUGAGCCAGAAAUGUCUAAUUGGGCAAAUACUUGGCGCGGCUUGCUUGAUUACUUAUUCCUUAUAACACAAUGGGAUUCUGAUGAUAGGCGAAGCGUGGAUCCGUUGGAUGUUUUUGAGAAAGAAAACUCCAUUAAAAUCAGAGGUCUUUUGCGAAUGCCUCCAUCCAGCGAGAUGCCUCACCAUGGCCAGCCACAUGAGGGCGAAUACGCCAGCGAUCACCUAUCUAUGAUGUGCGAGUUAGAAAUCUCGCCGUAG
This is a messenger RNA of Torulaspora globosa, 1521 nucleotides long. Its product is annotated as CCR4/nocturin family protein. The transcript has a single exon. Gene Ontology annotation, molecular function: poly(A)-specific ribonuclease activity. NCBI's taxonomy places the organism in Eukaryota, Fungi, Ascomycota, Saccharomycetes, Saccharomycetales, Saccharomycetaceae. The record is from RefSeq and is a predicted model, not a curated record. Bases 1 to 1521 code for a protein of 506 amino acids.